Balaenoptera musculus (blue whale) is the source of this 3453-nucleotide messenger RNA. It is a transcript of the gene GPBP1, whose product is annotated as GC-rich promoter binding protein 1. The transcript is spliced from 12 exons. Gene Ontology annotation, molecular function: RNA binding; DNA binding. Bases 1208 to 2629 code for a protein of 473 amino acids. The record is from RefSeq and is a predicted model, not a curated record. Gene Ontology annotation, cellular component: nucleus. Gene Ontology annotation, biological process: DNA-templated transcription; positive regulation of DNA-templated transcription. Lineage: Eukaryota; Metazoa; Chordata; Mammalia; Artiodactyla; Balaenopteridae.
UUCCACGAUCUCGCGAGACUUGGCCCAGAACAUUGCGGAUCGGGUCGGCGCCAUUUUGGGACUGAGACUGGUCGUGGGGGAGGGAAAAGCGGCAAAAGGGGAUUAUUCAAAGUACCGAAAACCUCCUCCCGGGAUCGAGCGCAGCGGCACCCCCAGGCCAGGGGCACCUCUGGUGUCGCAGAAGGUGAUUGAAUUACUCAGAUAUGAAGAUCAUCUUCUAGGUUUUGUGUAAAAGGCCCCGGAUAUUUCAAGUGGCCAUUUUGGAAUUACAAUGUUUCUGGAUAAUUUUGCCCCAGAAGUUUAUUAAAAUUGGCAAGAAUCAUCUCUGAAGUGAAUUGAUAGUAGUGAACAAUUCUACAAGCUUUAAAGAGACCCAGGCAUUUCUUCAGUAUUUUGGUUCAGACGGAUUAUAUAACUGGUUAAAGUAUUUCAGCUGGUGGUAUUUUUGCCUCCCCCCCACCCCCCAAUCCCUCCCCUGUUGUUGGUGUUCUUCAGCCAGAACUGUAAGAUAUGUUUGAUUUGUGUACUGAGUAGUUUCUCUGCAGUUUCAAAUUACUGUUUAAAUAUUGCUGAAGUUUCAUGGCAGUUUAUUUUUACCUUUAUUUAAAGUUGUAGGAAUUUUUGACCUCAACCCUUUUCAUGUCACAAUGGGACAGCUUUUCUAAAUGAAGACAUUGAACGAAUACAGAGUUUUUUUGCUUUUAUCUUUUAUUUACAUGGAAAUUUAAGAUGUUGCAGUUUCCCAGCAGCAUGGUAGUAUUGAGAUAGCUGUGUGUCUCUGUUUAUGCUGAUGUUUAGGAAUGCUCUUCAGAUGUGAAAUUUUCUUUUUGUUUUUGCUUUUUGGCUCGUAAAUUGGAUAUUUCAUCUGGAGUGGAUAAGUACAACAGUGACAAGUACAUGGAAUAAUAAAGAAGACUUUAAAAUCUUAAAUCCAAGGAACUUGGCUAAUUCUGGAGAUAGCCAUAUGAAAACUUUAAAACAGAAGUAUGGGUAGCUGACUGAAGUAACUCUAUGUCAAGUAGCCAUAGGUUAAGUAUCUUCAAAGAACUUGGAUUUUAUUUCAGAGGAUACAAAAUAAAAAAACAAACUGGAAAACAUAAAGAUUACAGAGAAAAACCCAACACCUUCCUGUGCAGUCCUGUUGGAAUUUGGACUUGCCAUGAGGUGUUGAAGCCUUGUUUCGCUGAGUUGGAGAGACUGGACCUAAAUGGCGCAGCAUGACUUUGCUCCAGCCUGGCUUAAUUUUCCUACCCCACCAUCAUCAACAAAGUCGUCACUGAAUUUUGAAAAGCAUUCUGAAAACUUUUCAUGGACAGAAAAUCGUUAUGAUGUGAAUCGUCGACGACACAACUCUUCAGAUGGCUUUGAUUCUGGAAUUGGACGUCCUAAUGGAGGUAACUUUGGAAGGAAAGAAAAAAAUGGAUGGCGUACACAUGGAAGAAAUGGUACUGAAAACAUAAAUCAUCGAGGGGGAUACCAUGGUGGAAGUUCCCGUUCUCGUAGCAGUAUUUUCCAUUCUGGAAAAAGCCAAGGCCUACAUGAAAACAGCAUACCUGACAGUGAAACGGGGAGGAAAGAAGACAAGAGAGAACGCAAACAAUUUGAGGCUGAGGAUUUUCCAUCUUUAAAUCCUGAGUAUGAGAGAGAACCAAAUCAGAAUAAAUCUUUAGCUGCAGGUGUAUGGGAAUAUCCCCCGAAUCCUAAAUCUAGAACUCAAAGGAUGCUGGUCAUUAAGAAAGGUAAUACAAAAGACUUACAGCUAUCUGGAUUCCCAGUAGUAGGAAAUCUUCAGUCACAGCCAGUUAAGAAUGGGACUGGUCCAAGUGUUUAUAAAGGCUUAGUCCCUAAGCCUGCCGCUCCACCUACAAAACCUACACAGUGGAAAAGCCAAACUAAAGAAAAUAAAGUUGGGACUUCUUUCCCUCAUGAGUCUACAUAUGGUGUCGGAAACUUUAAUACUUUUAAAUCAACUGCCAAGAAUUUUAGUCCAUCAACAACUUCAGUGAAAGAGUGUAAUCGCUCAAAUUCCUCUUCACCUGUUGACAAACUUAAUCAGCAGCCUCGUCUAACCAAACUGACACGUAUGCGCACUGAUAAGAAGAGUGAAUUUUUGAAAGCAUUGAAAAGGGACAGAGUAGAAGAGGAACAUGAAGAUGAAAGCCAUGCGGGCUCAGAAAAGGAUGACGACUCAUUUAAUUUGCAUAACAGCAACAGUACUCACCAAGAAAGGGAUAUAAACCGAAACUUUGAUGAAAAUGAAAUUCCACAAGAGAAUGGCAAUGCCUCGGUAAUUUCCCAACAGAUCAUUCGGUCUUCAACCUUCCCACAAACUGAUGUUCUUUCUAGUUCACUGGAAGCAGAACACAGAUUGUUAAAGGAGAUGGGCUGGCAAGAAGACAGUGAAAAUGAUGAAACAUGUGCUCCCUUAACUGAGGAUGAAAUGAGAGAAUUCCAGGUUAUUAGUGAACAGUUACAGAAGAACGGUCUGAGGAAAAAUGGUAUUUUGAAAAAUGGCCUGAUCUGUGACUUCAAGUUUGGACCCUGGAAAAACAGCACUUUCAAACCCACUAUUGAGAAUGAUGACACAGAGACAAGUAGCAGUGACACAUCAGAUGACGACGAUGUGUGAAGGAUUUCCUAACAGCUUUAGAAAUUUUAGUGUGAUACAUCUCUCAUACAGUUUGGGGUGAAUUGUAAAAAUGAAGAACUAUAAUUUAUGUAGUAAAAUACCCCAUUAGAAGAUGAUUUUUUUGGGGAACUUCAAUAUGAAGAAAACCAAGAAUGUUGUGUUGGGCUGUGUUGAACAUUAUUUCUUUGUUAAAUGAAUGUUGUAGAAAUGAGGACUUUGGUUGAUCCAACAUUGACUUUCUUCAUCACUGCAGCAUUUCUCUGACUAGCAAUGUGACGAUGUAACAAAUGAGAUUUUCUCAUUUAAUAAUAAAAAAAUUGUGUAAUGUUUUGCAAAGCUUCUGUCUUAAAAUGUCCAGGUCUUAAGAAAAAAGGCAGCUUACACUGUUUUGCUUGCAGAGUCAUAUCUUUUUCGUACAGUGGAAAUCCUCAAGUCCACUUUGUGCGGCUCCCCCCACCCUCACCCCUCCCCCCCUGCAAAAAAAGGACAAUGUAGCAUGUUGGCUAAAACUGGAGCAAAGUGCACUAAAACAUUAAUUUCCUGAACUCAACUAUUGUACUAGUCACCUUUUAAAACAUAAAUUGCUCUUUAGCCAUUUGUAGUUCAGUAAAUGUUACAGGAAAGACUUGCCACAUUUUCUUCCAAAUUUUAAGAGGUGAUUUUCAAGAGCUUUAUUUGGGUAUGUUGUCAGACCAGGAUUUUCAGAGUUGAUGGAAAAGAGUCUUGUGGGAAAACUUAUUUUGAUAAAUUAUUACACAUGCAGAAAAACUGAUCACACUGACUGGAUCUGUCCACAACAUGAAAAAUAAACUGGAUUUUCAGAA